AUGUGGCCAUUGGCAGUGAAUCUGUCGUGUCUCUUUGGUGGGUUCAAUGGCGCGCUGUGUGACCUGCUGAGACAUCUGCAUAGACUUAGCACGGGUGUACUGAUUGCUCCCGGUGUCAGGGAUCGACGACAGACAAAAUUACGGUGGCAGAAUACCGAGGUCAACGAUGAAAUCACCGCCUUGAACUUCCACCCAUCCAGAGAUAACCUGCUACUGAGUGGGGCCGACGAUGGUGUGGUCUGCAUCUUCGACACGGAAGUUCAAGAGGAACAAGAUAGCCUGCUCCAAGCUGUCAACCAUGGUCCGAUCCACAAGGCAGGUUUCCUGGGCUCCACAGAUCUCUACGCCUUGAGCUCCGACCAGAAUCUUGCGUUGCACCCUCUCACCGUGGACGACGUCGACGUGGAGGCAGAUGAGACGCCAGCGCCAGAGCAGCUUGGGGAUCUCAGACCAGCUGUUCCCUGCGAGUAUGUCAUUGAUAUUCUCCAAAGCGGGCAGGACCACGUAGUCGCGUGUGGCUCUCACAGUUACUCUCGCGUAGAUUUGGUCAAACUCGAUCGUGGAACCGGCCUCAGGCUUGACCGGCGCAUCGUGCUUGAAGGCGCCCACGGGGAGGAGAUCGUUCGAUCGGUCUACGUGGACGACGAGAAUGGCACGAUUUUUACAGCGGGUGAGGAUGGACGGGUCGCUGCCUUCCGUCCCGGCGACAGUGCGCCGCCUGUGACCCCUGCCAAAGCCAAGGCCAAAAAAGCAUCAGAUGCAAGAUACAAACCUUAUUGA
Cladophialophora yegresii CBS 114405 is the source of this 780-nucleotide messenger RNA. RefSeq lists its product as uncharacterized. The coding region runs from base 1 to 780 and encodes 259 amino acids. NCBI's taxonomy places the organism in Eukaryota, Fungi, Ascomycota, Eurotiomycetes, Chaetothyriales, Herpotrichiellaceae. The transcript has 3 exons. Gene Ontology annotation, molecular function: protein binding. The record is from RefSeq and is a predicted model, not a curated record.